AUGGAUCCGUUAUUCCAGAAAAUCCAAACUCUCAGUCGUCCUGCCUCGUCGGCGCAGACCCCCGGGUCCAAUGUCGCAAAGCAACCCCGCAACCUCGACCCAAGCCUGCAUCCAUUCGAGCGGGCAAGAGAAUAUACUCGGGCACUCAAUGCUACGAAACUAGAGCGGAUGUUUGCUGCGCCUUUUAUUGGGCAGCUGGGAAGGGGCCAUGUCGAUGGGGUUUAUACUAUGGCGAAGGAUCCAAAUAAUUUGCAGAUUUUUGCCAGUGGAAGCGGAGAUGGCGUCGUCAAGGUCUGGGACUUGACCAGCCGUGAGGAAAUAUGGAACGCAAAUGCGCAUGAAAAUAUUGUUAAAGGGAUGUCAUGGACCAGGGACAAGAAGCUCUUGACUUGCGCCAGCGAUCGGACGAUCAAACUCUUCGAUCCAUACAAUACAUCCUCGGGGAAAGCUCCCACUGCUACCUGGCUUGGUACAAACGCAUUUACAAGCCUGUCACAUCAUCGGUCAAAAAAUGCAUUUGCUGCUUCCUCUGGAGUUAUCUCCAUCUACGAUCUUGAAAAGACCAACGCCCCACCUGAUGUUCUCAAGUGGCCAACGGCCACCGAUACUAUCACCGCUGUUUCCUUCAAUCAAGUGGAAACCUCAAUACUGGCUUCUACAGCUACGGAUCGAUCAAUUAUACUCUAUGAUCUACGAACAUCGAUGCCUUUGGCUAAGACUGUUUUGAAUUUUGCUUCGAACGCGAUUGCAUGGAAUCACCAGGAGGCAUUCAAUUUUGCAGUUGGUUCCGAAGACCAUAAUAUCUACAUUUUUGAUAUGCGGAAAAUGAACAGAGCUCUGAAUGUCCUGAAGGACCAUGUGGCAGCUGUUAUGGACGUGGAGUUUAGCCCAACUGGACAGGAGCUUGUCAGUGCAUCAUAUGAUCGAACCGUUCGUUUAUGGAGUCGUAUGAAGGGCCACUCGAGAGAUGUCUAUCACACCAAGCGAAUGCAAAGAGUCUUUUCCGCCAAAUGGACCCCGGAUUCCAAGUAUAUCCUUUCUGGGUCUGACGACGGCAAUAUUAGAUUAUGGCGAGCGAACGCAUCGAAAAGGGAAGGUAUCAAAUCAGCAAAGCAACGACAGUCUUUAGAAUACAACGAGGCUUUGGCGGAACGAUACGCGCAUAUGCCUGAAAUUAGACGCAUCAGGCGUCAUAAGCAUAUCCCCAAGGUCGUGAAGAAGGCUGGGGAGAUUAAGUCCGAGGAACUCAAGGCGAUUAAGCGGAGAGAGGAAAAUGAGCGAAAGCACACGAAGAUGCAAUUUAGGAAGCGACGGAACGAGAGAGAGAAAAUGAUUCUGGCUGCCGAAAAAUGA
Venustampulla echinocandica is the source of this 1353-nucleotide messenger RNA. RefSeq names its product WD40 repeat-like protein. Lineage: Eukaryota; Fungi; Ascomycota; Leotiomycetes; Helotiales; Pleuroascaceae. The transcript is spliced from 3 exons. The record is from RefSeq and is a predicted model, not a curated record. Bases 1 to 1353 code for a protein of 450 amino acids. Gene Ontology annotation, biological process: maturation of SSU-rRNA from tricistronic rRNA transcript (SSU-rRNA, 5.8S rRNA, LSU-rRNA). Gene Ontology annotation, molecular function: protein binding. Gene Ontology annotation, cellular component: nucleolus; small-subunit processome.